Messenger RNA from Malassezia pachydermatis, 393 nucleotides. Its product is annotated as 40s ribosomal protein s22. Gene Ontology annotation, molecular function: structural constituent of ribosome. Lineage: Eukaryota; Fungi; Basidiomycota; Malasseziomycetes; Malasseziales; Malasseziaceae. Gene Ontology annotation, biological process: translation. The transcript has 3 exons. Gene Ontology annotation, cellular component: ribosome; cytosolic small ribosomal subunit. The record is from RefSeq and is a predicted model, not a curated record. Bases 1 to 393 code for a protein of 130 amino acids.
AUGGUCAGGAUCUCGGUUCUGAACGACGCCCUCGUGAGCAUCGUCAACGCUGAGCGCCGCGGUAAGCGCCAGGUUCUCAUCCGCCCCUCGUCGAAGGUGGUGGUGAAGUUCCUUAGCGUCAUGCAGAAGCAUGGCUACAUCGGUGACUUUGAGAUCAUCGAUGACCACCGUGAUGGCAAGAUUGUUGUGCAGCUCAUCGGCCGCAUCAACAAGUGCGGUGUCAUCUCGCCCCGUUACCCGGUGCCGCUGAACGAGAUCGAGGGUUGGGUGUCGAGCAUGCUUCCCGCCCGUUCGUUCGGUUUCGUCGUCCUGACGACCUCGGCCGGUAUUAUGGACCACGAGGAGGCCCGCCGGAAGCACGUUGCCGGCAAGAUCCUUGGCUACUUCUACUAA